GACUAACGGCAGGCAAGAUGGCAGCCGGCAACCACGCGAUAAUGCUGACAGAGUUUGAGUUUGAGAGACGCUUUGACCCAACUGAGGUCAUCCGCUGGAUGAAGGACUACUGCUUCUUCUUUGUGGAUGGUGCCUGUGAACUCCGCGAUGUCCGGCUGAGAGAACUCCCGCCAGCCAGGCCUCUCCGAGCCUCGUGCGUCUCCGGAUCCAGAUAUCACGGCGGAGUCGGUCGUCACCUCGGCCCUUUUAAGGAGCACAAGUCAGAAGAUGGACGAAAAGGGUAUGUCAUUUGUGAUCUGCGCUUUGUACAUCGCCCUGGUGUUUGGAGGUCAGCACUACAUGAAGCCCCGCCCUAAAAUGAACCUAAGGACGCCAAUGGCCGUGUGGUCGCUCGCCCUUGCUAUCUUCAGCAUCAUGGGCGCCGUUCGUACGGGGUUCUUCAUGCUUCACCUCAUCAACAACGGUGGUAUCUGGCGGUCCGUGUGUGACCAGAUCAUUUAUGAUGGACCUGUCAGCAAGUUCUGGGCCUACGCCUUCAUGGUGAGCAAAGUGCCAGAGCUGGGCGACACAGUCUUCAUCGUGCUGAGGAAGCAGCGCCUCCUCUUCCUGCACUGGUACCACCACAUCACGGUGCUGCUCUACUCCUGGCACUCCUACAAAGACAUGGUGGCGGGCGGCGGCUGGUUCAUGACCGUCAACUACACGGUGCACGCGCUCAUGUACAGCUACUACACCGCGCGCGCUGCCGGACUGCGCGUGCCCCGCGCUCUGGCCAUGGUCGUCACGAUCGCCCAGUUGCUGCAGAUGGUGGUGGGCCUGGCGGUGACCGGGCUGGCGUACCGCUGGACGCAACACGGCGACUGCCCCUCCAGCAUGGUCAACAUCACCUGGGGGGCACUCAUGUACCUCAGCUACCUGGUCCUCUUCCUCAACUUCUUCUACAACGCGUACCUGCAGCCCAGCAAGAGUGCCAAAGCCGAGUAGGAGGAGCUUAGGGCACAAGUUUGCGCCACUUCCUGUUGAAGAUUAGUCAUAAAUGGUCAUUUCCUGUCUUUUACAUUCACUUAAGCGUCUGGAUUAGCACAAACCAGACUUAAAUGCAGGGUGUCCAAACUAGUGUGGCUCGCCUACAUCUGCAAUUUAGCCCGCAAUAUGAAGAAAUCUUUUGGUCUGACAAUUUUGGUGAUCUUAUUAUGUCGACAUCUAGUGGACAAUGAGAAUAUUUCAGGUCCAUGACUUAUAAUUACAGUCAGAGUAGAAGACUGACUGUGCAGUAUUUACUUGUAUGGCCCAAUGCAAACAACCUUCCCUAAUCAUGGUCCAUAUUGUCAACACACAUGGUCACUCAUAGCUCAACAUGCUCACUGAACUUUGUGGAGAUUAUAAAAAAAACGUCCAUGCACCAUAAAAUAGUUCUAAAUUACACCCAUUUAAAUCCAUUACAAAAGCAUGAUGGGAAAAAUCCAAAAAACUCUCCACACUUAUCCAUGUUUGGCGCAUUUUAGCUGCUUGAUUUCUGAUUGAUUACAAAACUUUAAGGAGGUCGUCACGGAAGUAAACAAGGUAGAAGUCGAACAUUCACAUACUCUUAAUAUUCAGUUGUGUUAAUUAAAUAUCCAUUAUAUUAAUAUAAAAUGUACACAUAUAUAUGUAUAGGAUAUAUAUAAUAUAUUAUUAUGUGCACCACUGUAUAUAUAUAUGUAUAUAUGUACAUACAUAUAUACAUACAUACAUAUACAUAUACACAUAUAUACAUAUAUGUAUAUACAUAUAUGUAUACAUACAUAUAUACAUACAGUAUGUAUACAUAUUUGGUAUAUGUACUGUAUAUACAUAUGUAAAUAAACAUAUAUGUAUAUAUAUAUACACACACAUCUAUACAAUAUAUACACACACAUAUAUACUGUAUAUACACACAUAUAUAAACAUAUAUGUAUACAUAUAUGUAUAUAUAUAUAUACAUAUACACUGUACAUAUACAUUAUAUAUAUGUACAUAUACAUACAUACAUACAUACAUACACAUAUAUAUAUAUAUAAAUAUUUGGACACCCCUGCUUUAGUGCCAUGACUGACACGCACCGGAACAAAAUAGAACAUCAAGUCUUCCUUUGGUAGAACCCAAAGUGAAAUCAUUGGCCCCGCCCCUCAUGUUGCCAGCAGCCAAUCAGGUGCAGCCAAAUAUUACAGCUGUGUUAGAAUCUUGACUGAUCAUUUAUAUCUCUUCUCACAAAGCACUGAUGUUUACCCGAGGUGUUGCCAUGGUAACAUGAAACCUUUAUAUUAUGUAUUAUUUUGUGUGACGAACAAGAUGAUUUAUGCAUAAAUGUUUCAAACAUGAGUGACGGGAGUUGUUUUGUGCGAUUCGGCCACGAUCAUACGUGUCAGGGUUGCUGCUGCCGCAUGUCCUUCCAGCUCUUCCACACCAGCAGGUCCCGACUCUUCGCCACGGCGACCAGGAAGCGAGGCAACCGGAAGCCGUUGAACUGACCCACGCCGUCGUCGCGGCCCAUGGCCAGCAGCAUGGUGACGUUGCCUAGCAACACAGCGGGCGGGUAAGAGCGGGUAACGCCAGGGGAAGACGAGGCGUGUACCUGCGCGGUGCGAGGUCAGAGAGUUCCCGCUCAGACUGUUGACGAUGUUGCCCACGGCGACGGCGGCGUGCAGCCCGGCCACGUACGCCGUCUUGGGCUCUCUCACAUCGGCACAGUCGCCCACGGCAUAAACGUGGGAGAAAGCUUCCACCUGCAGGUGCUCGUUGACCCUCAGGGUGCCGUUUUGGGCCAAACUUCCAGCUGGGGACGAGAAAAGGCUUUUCGUGGCGACCCGUGUCAAAGGUCACGUCUGUGCUGCGGCGGGGGACUUACAGAAGCUGGACUGGUAGGCGGCCGAGUUGACCCUCAGUCCGCUGCAGUUGAUGAUGAGGUCGGUGGUCAGCGUGGUUCCGUUUGCCAAGGUGACCUCCAUGUUUUUACGGGUCACAUUGCAGGUCAGACCAGAGAGGUCGGACACUUUCUGACCCAGCUGUAGCUCCACCCCUUUUUCCAACAGCACGUCCUUGGCCUGGCGCCGCACGCUGUUCAGGAGCUCCACGUCGGCCAAGACGCUUCGAGCAUGGACCAGAACCACCUGAUGAAAACAACCAUUUUUAUUUAUCUUCUAUGUGUUUUGACAAAGUCAACUAUUUUGUUUGAUGAAUUAGUCAGUUUGAAGUUUUUGGAAAAAAUAAUUUCCCCCCCCAAAAACCCUGUUUUUUGUCAAAGAGGAGACAUUUUAUGGCCCUGGUGUAUUCCUGAAGUCCAGUGGAGACGUCACUAACCCCACACCUUCUUAGAGCAUGACACAAAAGCUGUUGUGAUGUUGUAAGAUCAUCUUUUCUCAAGGGUUGCUUUUAAAAUGGGUUUCUUUUACGACUGAGGCCGCCAUGUUUCAUCAAAACCUUCCUGUUUCCGCGAGUAUGACAAUCACAUACAAGAUUUCUUGUUGUCUCUCUCACUCUCUCUCUGGCUUUCUAUGGGGCCAAAACACUGUCGGUAAGACUUUUUUAUUGGAAAAAAAAUAAAUUGACAUUGUAGAAAAAGUUGUAUUUGGCACCCAAACAGGUUUUGGAAACAA
Molecule: messenger RNA, 3614 nt
Organism: Entelurus aequoreus (snake pipefish)
Lineage: Eukaryota; Metazoa; Chordata; Actinopteri; Syngnathiformes; Syngnathidae
Product: elongation of very long chain fatty acids protein 6-like
Exons: 5
Coding region: 268-984 (238 amino acids)
Biological process (GO): very long-chain fatty acid biosynthetic process; sphingolipid biosynthetic process; fatty acid elongation, saturated fatty acid
Cellular component (GO): endoplasmic reticulum membrane
Molecular function (GO): fatty acid elongase activity
Source: RefSeq, a predicted model, not a curated record